This is a messenger RNA of Colletotrichum tamarilloi, 4041 nucleotides long. RefSeq lists its product as uncharacterized. Bases 1 to 4041 code for a protein of 1346 amino acids. Lineage: Eukaryota; Fungi; Ascomycota; Sordariomycetes; Glomerellales; Glomerellaceae. Gene Ontology annotation, molecular function: protein binding. The transcript has 5 exons. The record is from RefSeq and is a predicted model, not a curated record.
AUGGGUUUGAGUCUGAAGAAGAAGUUGAAGGACCUCAUCCGUGGUCCAAAGAAAGAUGACGCCCCCAAAGAACCACUUCACGCCCACCCGAAUCCACGGCAGCAGGCGAGUGCGCUCGCGGAGAAGGUACCCAGCUCCUGCACGACCGGUUCUUCGGGAACAGCGCAAUCGAUUUCAGCCACCGAACCAUCAAAUACGCUUCAAGAAGAUACACGAGACGAGCCGGCCGCGAAGUUAACGCCUUCCCAAAACAGUGAAGGGUCUAUUCGGCAGUUGUGGGACGUGGCAUAUCAUAACCUGCGAAAUCAAGAAGAGAGCCUCGUCCAAGAGUUCGAGGACCAGAUAUGCGACAACUUGGCUGCUGGCCUUGGUGUCGACGUACGUUCACAUACUGGAACGAAAGACUGGUUGGCAACGAUCCUCAAGCACAAGAUGGACCAAGUCAACCGGGAGUCUUGGAAGUUGAAAUUUGGCAGCUCCGAGGUGGAAGUCCAGGAUGUUGUAAAGCCCGUCCUAGCCGUGGUCGACUGGGCCAAUGAUUUCGUUGCCAAAGCUCUGGUCUCAAAUCCAUACGCGUCGAUUGCCUGGAGUGGUGUGAGCUUGUUACUGCCGCUGCUUCUCAAUCCCUUGGAUCAAGCCGCCGCUCUGGCCAAGGGGCUUGAGCAUAUAUCGUCCCUCAUAGUACGAAGCUCUAUGUGGGAAGAUCUCUAUGUUCGGCGUUACGAGUCAAAGACCAGCGAGGCUUCGUCGGAGCCGCAUGCUGCUUACAGACUCGUCUUGGAAAGACUGUACAGAGAGAUCCUCAAGUUUCAGAUUGUUUGCUAUCGCUACCACAACCAUAAAACUGCCUCUCGCAUGGCGCUUGAUUCUGUGAAGCAUCAUGACUGGGAAGAGCUGCUUGAACAGAUCAAUUAUCACGAGACCGAAUUCGACAAAGUAAGCAAUCAUGUGCGGGACCAGGCGUAUACUCACGAAUGGGAGAACGCAGAGGCGCGGCAUCAACAAGCCAUGAAACACUGGGAAAAUAUUGGCACCGAUGUUUCCGAUCUGAGAAGAAGAGUUGAGGAAAUCCAGAACCAUAAGAAGCGCAAAGAAUUGCUCGAGUGGCUCUGCACCGUUGACCCCUCUGUGCAGUACAAUGCCGCACGUAGCAAACACCACAGUGGCACUUGCGAAUGGCUGAUUAAAGACAACGAAGAUUUCAAGACGUGGGAGACAGCGCCAAAAUCUUUCUUGUGGCUCAACGGCAAAGCUGGCUCCGGGAAGUCGAUUCUGAGCUCAUCAGUCAUUAAACACUUGAAAAUACAGUCAGAGGAGGAUCCUCAGGUUGCGCUGGCGUACUACUUCUUCAGCUUUGGGAACACGGAGCAACAAAAGGUAACCGUUAUGUUAUCUUCGCUUAUUGGCCAACUUUGCGCGAGCCGUCCCGACACGCCACGUCCAAUCAAGAAGUUUGAGAAUUAUGUCGCCAAAAAGGAGCGCCCAGACAUAGAAACCCUUGAAGCCGCCCUAAUAGCUGUUGUUCGUGGGUUUUCAGCGGUAUUUAUCGUGGUAGACGCUCUCGACGAGUGUCCAAUUCUUGACGGGGAGCGGCCCAGGCUGCUAGAUUGCCUCAACCACAUCCUUACUGUAAUGCCGGAUAAUCUCCACAUUCUAUGUACAGGCAGAGCCGAACCGGACAUUAAUACCAGGAUCGACGAGGUAGUGCAUCUGCCGGCUAAGCGCACCAUUAGUCUUACAGACACUCAGACGGGCUUGAAUGGUGAUCUUGGUCUGUACAUUGACUCAGUCUUGGCAACCAGAACAUACGAAUUUUGGCCCAACGACAUGAAGGUUAAAGCAAAAAACGUAUUGCUCGCAAGAGCAGAUGGAAUUGCCCUAUCCCAGGGCAGUGCGAUCUUGAGAAAGCAUCGGCGGCCGUACUGCUACACCGCCAAGCUCGGCGCUCUUGAGCUCACCAAGUGGCUGCUUCGUGAAGAUUCAUGGGCCGGCAGAUUCGUGGUUCAUGAAGAUCUCGACCAGGCCCUUAUAGAGGCAGCGGAGGGGGGAAACAUCGGGGUCGUCCAAUUCCUUCUCCAAAGAGGCGCUCACGCCAACGCUCGACAUAGGUCACGUUCUGGUGCGCUACAGGCUGCGACACGCCAAGGCAAUUUAGCGGUCAUGGAAGUUUUGCUCGACAACGGCGCAGAUAUCGAUGCUCAUGAUGAAGAAUCCGGAUCACCUCUGGAAGCCGCGGCCAGGAGUUUGAGAUUCGCAGGCAUGCGAAUGCUUGUGGGUCGUGGAGCUGAUGUACGCAAAGCGGAGUGUGUUCUGUCGUGUCUGCUUCAGACUUUAAGUUCUUUCAAAAUCUCGCUCGACUCACUCGAGAUCACUGAGUGCAUAGAGCUUUUGCAGCUUUUCCUCGCCAACGGUGCUGAUAUCAGCAAAGGGUGUACUAAACAUAAGAGUGCUGUCUUUUGGGCAAUCCAAUUGUCGAAACAGGAGGGGAAGCAGAGCAUUCUGGACUUUGUUCUACAGCAGGGCGCUCAUCCCAACUCAAACUAUGGCCGAGACCUGCUUCAACAGGCAUGCAGGAGCAUCUGUUUUUGUCUCGGCUUUCCAAGGUCUCAUGCCAUUGCGGUGCUUGAAAACCUGCUGAGCAUGGGGGCUGACGUGGAUGGUCCGGUAGGAGAGAACGGCACAGCACUACAGUUUAUAUGCAUGUGGUCUUGCGAGAUAGGAUAUCCGGAGCUGGUUGAUCUUUUGCUGGAUAGAGGUGCCGAUUGUGGUGUCGAAGGCGGAGAGUAUGGCAAUGCCUUACAAGCUGCGAGUGGUUACCAGAGCGACUUUGGCCCGAGCGAGUAUUGUUCUUUGGAGAUGGCGAGAAAACUGCUUGAGAGGGGGGCCGAUGUCAACGCCCCCGGUGGAAAAUUUGGAAGUGCGCUUCAAGCCGCGGUUUCCAACAACGUCCGCAAUGUUGACCUAGAGAGUUUGCUACUCAGCAAAGGUGCAGAAGUCAACAGGCAAGGAGGGAUUCACGGCACAGCACUUCAAAGCGCUUGCGCGAGUGGCAAAAUGGAAGCAGUGCGCUUAUUACUUGAUCAUGGCGCCGACGUGAAUACUGCUGGCGGGAAAUACGGGAGCGCCCUCCAGGCGGCCUGUGGAUCAAACUGGGACACUCUCGACAACCCUGCAUGCGAUAUCGCGCGGCUAUUGAUUGAACAUGGCGCCGACGUCCAUGCUCAAGGCGGGAUAUUCGGGAGCGCCUGGCAUGCUGCAGCUACGAUUCGCAGCUAUGACACAGCAAGCAUUGAUACGCUGAAGCUACUUCUCGAUCACGGUGUCGAUGUAAAUGACAGCAGAGGUCAGCAACACGGCACUGCUUUGCAGGCUGCACUUGAGCUCUUCGGACAAUCAGACAUUGUCGUCCCCAGAGUCCGCUUUCUGCUUGAACAUGGCGCUGAUGUCAAUUUGGAAGCCGGCCAGUUUGGAUUUCCGUUACAGUCGGCAUGUGUGACGGCGACGUCCCCAAAGGCUGAGCGUGGCAGAGAAAUUCAUGCCUGUAUUCAUGGCCUCACAUAUCUCCUCGAUAACUGCCCAGAAAUUAAUGUCAAUAUGAUAGGCGGGGUUUUUGGCACAGCUCUACAGGCAGCUGUAUGCACAGGCGAUGUAAAAGCCGUCGAGUUGCUGCUCAAGAAGGGCGCCGAUACCAACACAAUAGCCGGACCCUUUGGUACGGCUCUACAAGCAGCAGCGCGGAAAGGCGAGCUACAAAUUGUCGAGUUACUCCUUACGAAGGGCUCCGAUACGAACAUUCGUGGCGGGAAAUAUAGAAGCGCGCUUAAUGCGGCUAUCUUCGAAGGGUAUUGGGAUAUAGUCAAGAUACUACUGGACUCCGGAGCCAGGCCAGAUUGUCAUCAGCUUCCCGAAUGCGACGAGGCAUGGCUCGGGUGUAUCAGCGAGGAACACGGGAAGGGUUCUGUGGAUCGUUAUAGGAAGUUUUGGGAUAUCAUGAAACUUGAAUGGAGUGAAGGCGCGGUGUUCAAAGGGCGAAAUUACUAG